AUGUCGGAUUCUGGCAAGCAAGACGAGAAGCCCACGGGCGAGCACGAGAUCGAUCAUGACCGCGAGCACGACAAUGAACAUGAGCAAGGAACUGAGAUGUCAGGAGCUGAGGAGGAAGAAAUCACUGCCAUGAAGCGCCGCGUGGCAGAGAUGGAAGAGGAGGCCAAGAAGCUUCGCGAGAUGCAAGCAACUCUGGAACAGCAAUCUGCAGACCUUGCGGAUGACAAGGAAUCCAUCGAUGCACGCAGUAUCUUUGUUGGCAAUGUCGAUUAUUCAGCCUCGCCUGAAGAUAUCCAGAGUCACUUCCAGAGCUGCGGCUCCAUCAACCGAGUGACCAUUCUUCUUGACAAGUUCACAGGUCAACCGAAGGGCUACGCCUACGUCGAGUUCACCGAGCCGAGCUUGGUCGCCCAGGCUCUUGUUCUCAACGAGAGUGUCUUCAAGGGACGCAACAUCAAGGUGACCCCCAAGCGCACCAAUGUCCCUGGCAUGAGCCGUGGACGUGGUCGCGGUGGGUUCCGCGGUGGCCGAGGCUUUCAUGGCCGAGGCAGCUUUCCUCGCGGUGGUGGUUAUCGCGGUGGCUACCGUGGUCGCGGACGAGGUUUCGCCCCCUACUAG
Molecule: messenger RNA, 618 nt
Organism: Fusarium tjaetaba
Lineage: Eukaryota; Fungi; Ascomycota; Sordariomycetes; Hypocreales; Nectriaceae
Product: RRM-type RNA binding protein
Exons: 3
Coding region: 1-618 (205 amino acids)
Molecular function (GO): RNA binding
Source: RefSeq, a predicted model, not a curated record